AGCUUGAAACACUGUCCAUGGCAGGUGAUGAGUCAGCUAGGCUGUACCCAUCAUAAAAUAAGCACACUACAACAGCCCUGUCACCUACGGUAACACCCUGGUAUCAGCUACUCUUGAAUUUACGUCUUAUGCUUUCUUCAUUAUAUAAGAGAUUUCUACCAGCCGAUAUUUUACGGGAUUUUAUACGCGCUUUUUGACUUUUUUUUGAUAUAGUGGAAAUGUGUAUCGUCGCUAGGUGAUAGGAUUUAUCAUCAAUUCUUAUGACCAGGAUAUCGUGGCUUCUUAAAGCAAUACUGUAGCUUCUGAUCUAAAAAAAUGGAGCAAUAUUUGAUAUUAUUUUUACUUGUUUGCGUUUUAAAUUUACGACACCACGUAGAGGCUGUCAAUGAGUGCUUUAGCAAUCCCUGUGUAAACGGGGCAACGUGUGUAGAUGGUGAAUAUGGUUCGUACACAUGUCAAUGUGCAACGUACUGGAUGGGUACAAAUUGUGAAAUACAAAUAGCUGGUUAUACUUGUGGCACUAAUCACUACAGUUUGACGGGAACCGUAAGCAGCCCAAAUUACCCGAACAAUUACAACAACAGAGAUCGUUGUCUGUACCUAAUACGGAUACAUGGAGGCAAUACCAUUGAAUUGACCUUCACUAGCUUUGAUACAGAAAUGUUAAAAGAUGUUUUACUGAUUGGCACCGGUCCUACAUCAGGGAUAUCACAAGUUAAUAUGCUGAUGGGUAACCUCACAGUGCUUACUUAUACAUAUAAUGCCAAUCAACUUUGGUUGCAAUUUAGUACAGACCGCACAAUUCACAGACCGGGCUGGAGCUUUACUUAUAGUGCAGAUGGUGAUGACUGUUUUAAUUCUCCCUGUGAGAACGGCGCCACCUGUGUGGAUGGACUCCGUCAGUACACCUGCAUUUGUGCUCCUGGGUACAGUGGUACCAACUGUGAAAAUAAUGAUAAUGAAUGCUUAAGCAACCCUUGUUUGAAUGCUGGUGUGUGUAUAGAUGACGUAAACUUGUUUAUCUGCCAAUGUGUACCAGGUUAUACCGGAACUCUCUGCCAAACAAAUAUUGACGAGUGUAGCAGCGGUCCUUGCUUAAAUGGUGGUACGUGUCUUGACCAGGACAACAUGUUUGUUUGUGUGUGUCCAGCUGGUUAUAUUGGUACUUUUUGUGGUGAAGAUGUGAAUGAGUGUUCCAGCGUACCUUGUCUAAAUGGUGGAGUCUGCAACAAUUUAAUCAAUUCAUACACCUGCACAUGUGCCAUAGGUUAUGCUGGUGUCGAUUGUGAAGUUGAUCAGGAUGAGUGUGCUAGCAAUCCAUGUUUGAAUGGCGCCCUCUGUACAGACCUUGCUAACAGCUACUUUUGCACCUGUGAUGCUGGCUGGACUGGAACUCACUGUGAACUUAAUAUCAAUGAAUGCUCAAGCACCCCAUGCCUGAAUAAUGCUAACUGUAAUGAUGGUGUUAACCGGUUUGAUUGUAUUUGUCAGCCUGGCUACUCUGGCGUCACAUGUGGAUCAAAUGUGAAUGAAUGCUCAAGUAACCCAUGUCAGUUUGGUUCCUGUAUUGAUGGCGUCAACGGCUACUUCUGCCAGUGCUUUUCCGGAUACAUUGGAACACAUUGCGAAAAUGAUAUCAAUGAGUGUAACUCCAACCCAUGUAAGAAUGGAGCGACAUGUGCUGACCAUCCCAAUAGCUAUACUUGCCGGUGUACCUCAGGUUGGCAGGGUAUCAACUGUGAUGUUGAGGUACUUGAAUGUGCAAGUUCACCAUGUCGCAAUGGUGGUACCUGUGUUGAUGCGGUCAAUGGAUAUUUUUGUCAAUGCACCAGUGGCUGGUUAGGGGUCAACUGUGAAACAAAUCAAAAUGAGUGUCUAUCAAAUCCCUGCCAGAAUGGCGCCACCUGUACUGACCGUGUGAAUGGAUACACCUGUUCCUGCCAACCGGGUUGGGUUGGUACUACUUGUAGUGAAGAUUAUGAUGAUUGUAGUGGAACUGUAUGCUUCAAUGGAGGAACUUGUCGGAAUCUCCAGAAUCGAUACGAAUGUGAUUGCGUUGCUGGUUAUACUGGGGACAACUGCGAGAGUGAUGUUGAUGAGUGUCAAUCAUUUCCUUGUCAAAACAAUGGCCAUUGUACCAAUCUCAUCAAUCAAUUCUCUUGUCAAUGUAUCAACGGAUGGACAGGGGAAACCUGCACAGUCGAUGUGAAUGAGUGUUUCAAUGCACCAUGUCGGAAUGGUGGGAAUUGCAUCAACCUCCAGAAUCGCUUUGAAUGUCAGUGUGCAUCUGGUUGGAAGGGAGACACAUGUGAUGGGGAUGUGAACGAAUGCGAAAGUUUCCCGUGUAGAAAUGGAGGGGUGUGUUUAAAUCUCAACGAUGCAUUCAUGUGUGUAUGCCCUGUGGGGUUCACUGGUCUCAUGUGUGACACGGACGUGAAUGAGUGCAUAAGUUCUCUGUGCCUGAAUGGAGGAACCUGCAAUAACUUGAACAACGCUUACAGCUGUAACUGUAACCCUGGAUGGAUUGGAGAAAAUUGUGGAAUUAAUCUUAAUGAAUGUAGUAGUAGCCCUUGUUUCAACUCUGGGACUUGCAUCGACCAGAUUAAUAGUUACGAUUGUACAUGCUCUGCCGGAUGGAUUGGAACGAACUGUGAAACAGACUUUAAUGAGUGUUCUAGCAACCCCUGUCAGAAUGGAGGGCGCUGUAACAACCAGCAGAAUAUGUUCACCUGUACAUGUGCUGAUGGAUUUUCAGGCAUUUUUUGUCAAGCAAAUGAUGAUGAAUGUGCAUCAAAUCCAUGUUUAAACAUGGGGACAUGUCGCGACAGCACCAAUGCAUACCAGUGUGAUUGCCCUAGUGGUUGGACUGGAAGCCAUUGCGAACUAGAUGUAAACGAGUGCUCAAGCUUUCCAUGCCGGAAUGAUGGUAUCUGUAUAGAUGGAGUCAAUGGAUACAUUUGUUCCUGCACCCCUGGAUGGACUGGCACAUUCUGUGAUGUUGAUAUUAACGAGUGCCAGAGCUCUCCAUGUCAGAAUGGUGCCAACUGCGUCAAUGGACGCAACAACUACCGUUGUACUUGUGUUGCUGGUUAUGUUGGGAUAAACUGUGAAACAGAUCGUGAUGAAUGUGCGAGCAAUCCGUGCUAUAAUGGUGGAACCUGUGUUGACGCUGUCAAUAGCUACAACUGCAUGUGUACAGGUGGUUGGACUGGAGCCAAUUGCGGUCAAGAUGUAAAUGAAUGUACCAGUUUGCCAUGUCUGAAUAGCGGAACUUGCCUCAACCAACAGAAUGGUUACUCAUGUUCAUGUCGUGAUGGCUAUGCUGGUAAAAAUUGCCAAACAAACAUUAUUGAGUGUGCAUCAGACCCUUGUCUUAAUGGUGGAACCUGCUUUGAUGGUAUUAACAUGUACCAGUGUUUCUGUGUAGAUGGUUGGACAGGUAGCAACUGCGAAAUUGCCAACUAUGAAUGUGCAAGCUCACCAUGUAUGAGUGGAUCUACCUGCAUUGACCAAACCAAUGGAUACAUCUGCAACUGCGCACCUGGAUGGACUGGUCUUCUUUGUGAUAUUGACAUCAAUGAAUGUUCAAGUAGUCCAUGUUUGAAUGGUGCCACCUGUACAGAAGGUAUAAACAUUUUCUUCUGUACAUGUGCUUCUGGGUGGACAGGCACACUCUGUAACACAGAUGCUAUUGAGUGUGCAAGUCAGCCAUGUAAGAAUGACGCUACCUGCUUUGAAGGUGUAAAUAGUUACACAUGUGUCUGUAAACCUGGCUACUCUGGAAUCCACUGUGAAUGGGAUGUUAAUGAAUGUUCAAGCACACCUUGUUUGAAUGGUGCCACUUGUCUCAACCUCAUCAACUCCUAUCAGUGUCAGUGUGCACCUGGGUGGACUGGUCCAGCCUGUGAAAUAGAAUUGAAUGAAUGUUCAAGUAAUCCAUGCCAAAAUCGUGCUGUGUGCAUUGACUUACUGAGCCUGUACCAGUGCACUUGUCUACCAGGAUGGAUGGGAACUCAGUGUCAAACAGAUUUCGACGAGUGUUCCAGCAACCCAUGUGUCAAUGGAGGCACUUGCAAUAAUGCGCAAAACUUCUACACUUGUGAUUGUGUACCAGGCUGGAUAGGCUUCAAUUGUGAAACAGAUGCUGACGAGUGUUCUAGCUCACCUUGCCAAUAUGGAGCAGCGUGUUCCAAUCAGCAGAACCGUUAUGAUUGUUUGUGUGAAGCUGGAUACACCGGCAUUAACUGUGAAAUAGACAUAAAUGAGUGCUCAGCACAACCUUGCUUAAAUGGUGGAACAUGUACAAAUAACCUAAACUUCUACACUUGUAACUGUUUACUCGGUUGGACAGGUACAAACUGUGAAAUUGCCAUCAAUGAGUGCGACAGCAUACCGUGUAUGAAUGGUGGUAUUUGCGUUGAUGCUGUCAACGGAUUUGGCUGUAUCUGCCCCUCGGGGUGGGAAGGAGACCUGUGUAAUUUAGUAAUUGGAUGCCGUUUGAAUUUCACCAUACCUGUCAAUGGAAAGUUUGAAGUUCACUCUCCAAAUUAUCCGUCACAUUAUAAUAAUGGAGCAAACUGUCGUUGGUUCGUCAACUCUUCCCCCGGACGCACCAUUAAAGUUGUAUUUAUGGACUUCAUCACAGAGAAUCAUUACGAUGUUCUUAAGAUUGGCGAAGGAAUGAACACCAUGGAUGUAGGUUCAAUCCGUUUAACUGCUGAUGGUCCGACUAAACCAGAAAAUCUAUUACUACUGUCCAAUCAAAUGUGGAUGACAUUUAUUACAGAUGGUGAGAAAACAGAGAGAGGCUUCUCAAUCGAACUCAGAAAUGAAGGCUAUACUGAAGUGGAUGCAUGUGUGAGCAACCCGUGUUUCAAUGGUGGCACUUGUCAAGAUCAAGGAUCUCAAAGUUACACCUGUGACUGCAUCGCCCUCUGGCAGGGAACCAAUUGUGAAACACCAACAGAUGCGAAUAAAUGUGCAAGCGACCCGUGUAUAAAUGGCGCUGAGUGUUUGAAUGCCGGAGGUGGUUACCAGUGCACUUGUCUCGCCGGAUGGACAGGAACUAACUGCGAAUCUGAUUUAAAUGAGUGUUUAAGUUCACCUUGUGUAAGUGGUGGUGAAUGCAUUAACCUAUUCCAGCAUUACAUGUGCAAGUGUCCAGAACACUAUAGUGGUACAAAUUGUGAAACAGGUCCGGAAGUGGAGAGCUGUAAGUGCAAUGUUUGCCAGAAUAGGGGCACAUGCACUUACUACCUACAUGAGUAUUCUUGCACUUGCCCUCCAGGUUAUUCAGGACCCUACUGUGAAAUUGCCAUCAAUGAGUGCGAAAGUAUGCCGUGUAUGAAUGGUGGUAUUUGCGUUGAUGCUGUCAACGCAUUCAGCUGUAUCUGCCCCUCUGGGUGGGAAGGAGACCUGUGUAAUUUAGUGAUUGGAUGCCAUUUGAAUUUCACGAUACCUGUCAAUGGAACGGUUGAAAUUCACUCUCCAAAUUAUCCGUCAAAUUACAAUAAUCAAGCAAACUGUAGUUGGUUCGUCAACUCUGCCCCAGGACGCACCAUUGAAGUUGUAUUUAUGGAUUUCAUCACAGAGGAUUAUUACGAUGUUCUCAAGAUUGGUGAAGGAAUGAACACCAUGGAUGUAGGUUCAAUCCGUUUAACUGCUGAUGGUCCAACUAAAGCAGAAAAUCUAUUACUACUGUCCAAUCAAAUGUGGAUGACAUUUAUUACAGAUGAUGAGAUAACAGAGAGAGGCUUCUCAAUCGAACUCAGAAAUGAGGGCUAUACUGAAGUGGAUGCAUGUGUGAGCAACCCGUGUAUCAAUGGCGGCACUUGUCAAGAUCAAGGAUCUCAAAGUUACACCUGUGACUGCACCGCCCUCUGGCGGGGAACAAAUUGUGAAACACCAACAGAAGUGGAUGCAUGUGUGAGCAACCCGUGUAUCAAUGGCGGCACUUGUAAAGAUCAAGGAUCUCAAAGUUACACCUGUGACUGCACCGCCCUCUGGCAGGGAACCAAUUGUGAAACACUAACAGAUCGUUCCAGUUUAACAUAUGGAAUCUUCUUCCUUGGUAUCUUUGUUGGAAUUUUUGUAUUAUUUGCUGGAUUAAUUGGCUACAUGAAGAUUAAACAGAAAACAAUCGUAGACAAGAAAAGUAAGGACAGAAGAAAAGAUGUUUAUAUGACAUAUAUGACAGACACUGGCAAUGACAAUCCAGUAUAUCAAGAUCUCCAACAUAUUAGGCCUAGGGAAACAGAUCCAAAUCCAGUAUAUCAUGAUAUUAGGGAAACAGUUGACGAUUACAUUACGCCUAUACGUCAAGACACAAAUGAAACAGAAACAGGUUACUGUACGUCUAUCGUCUAAUGUCAUGACAGGAAAAUAAAAGAAAUUAUUUUAUCUUUAUUUAAUCUCAAACUUUACACCACAUCAGUAUAGGAUAUGUAGCUUUGCGCUAAAAUAGUUUGAUAGCUUUCAUCACGAUAGGUUUCAGAGAGUCCAAUUUAGGGGCUCUUUUUCAUCCUGGGUACCUGUCUUGUCUGGAGUCCCCCAUGGAUCAGUGCUUGGACCAACUUGCCGUGCAUG
Messenger RNA from Anneissia japonica, 6585 nucleotides. Its product is annotated as fibropellin-1-like. NCBI's taxonomy places the organism in Eukaryota, Metazoa, Echinodermata, Crinoidea, Comatulida, Comatulidae. The record is from RefSeq and is a predicted model, not a curated record. Gene Ontology annotation, biological process: Notch signaling pathway; axon guidance. Bases 316 to 6366 code for a protein of 2016 amino acids. Gene Ontology annotation, molecular function: Notch binding; calcium ion binding. Gene Ontology annotation, cellular component: plasma membrane; signaling receptor complex; cell surface. The transcript has 45 exons.